Molecule: messenger RNA, 1771 nt
Organism: Eptesicus fuscus (big brown bat)
Lineage: Eukaryota; Metazoa; Chordata; Mammalia; Chiroptera; Vespertilionidae
Gene: TULP2
Product: TUB like protein 2
Exons: 13
Coding region: 116-1744 (542 amino acids)
Biological process (GO): protein localization to cilium
Cellular component (GO): cilium
Source: RefSeq, a predicted model, not a curated record
GGAAUUGGAGGGAGGGGAUUCCGGUAGAUCCUCCCUCGGAGCCCUCUUUAUUCCCCUGCUUUAUUUCGCAGAGACCCAGAGAUUAAGUCCCCAGCUCCCCCCAAAAUUAGUCAGAAUGUCUCAGGAGAAUGACACGUGGAAAAAAGAGAUCCUGUGGGAUGAGCUCGCUGCCAUAAGGCUGCAGAAGCUGGAACAGCAGGACUCCUGGCCCCCACACACCCCUUUCCCGCUCCCGCAGCGGCGGCUAUUUGAGAAGAAGCAGCGGCGGAAACGCCAAGACUUUCUCAUGGUUCAGGCCAACCCUGACGCCUCCCUGCGGUCCUGCCGACCGCGACUGAGGUCGGAGCGCCUCGUGGGGAACAGCGGGGCUGUGUCGGGGAGCCCAGUGAGGAGGCAGAUCUUCGCAGUUUCGGGGCCUCUGCCCUGUCUCCCAGGCCUCCGGAACCCUUUCCUCCGGGAGAAUGUGCCAGAAGCACAUCUGCACGCGGGUACCCACAGCGCCCAGGGCAUCAUGAGCUGUGGUGGCGAUGGCCGCCCCGAGCCCAGCCCCUUGGCAUCCCCGACAGAAGCAGACACGUCCUACCCGGAGUUGGAGGAGGUCUUCGUGGAGGAUGUUCCCGCCUUCCGCCCUCCUUUCAGAGGGCCCCCAAGGAUAAGACGCAUGGGGGGCUGGAUACCCCACCGACGAUAUGGGUCCAGUACAGAGGACGAUAACGAAUCCCAGGAUAGUGAAGAUGAAUGCGAGUGGCCUAGAAGGGAUGAUGAUGGGGGAAGUGGAGACUCGGGCUCCAACAGGGGAGAAGACCUGGACGAAAAGAAAGAGGAAUCGGAGACGACAGUGAGGACUUUCCCAGGGUUUGCUGACGACAUGUCCGAGGCCCUGGAAUGCGAGGGCAGCGUGGGCUUCAGCCAUGCGGGGAGCUCGUCCCUCUCGUCUCUCCUCGCCCCAGGCCCUCGGCUCGGCUUGGACAUGGAAGAAUAUGUGUUGCGGCCAGCGGCGCGCGGCUGCACGAUGCAGUGUUGCAUCAGCCGCGACAAGCGUGGCGUAGACAAGGGCUUGUUCCCUUUCUACUAUCUCUACUUGGAGUCGAUCAAUGGCCACGGCCGGAAGCACUUCCUUCUCGCUGGGCGCAAGAGGAAAAUGAGAACAACCUCUAAUUAUGUCAUUUCCCUGGACCCUACAGACCUGUCUCGGGAUGGGACCAACUUUGUGGGCAAAGUCAGAUCUAAUGUCUUGGGCACCAAAUUCACCAUUUUCGACAGUGGGAUGAAUCCUGAGAAAACGUAUUUCAUCCCAGACAUUGGUCGGAUCAGGGAGGAGCUGGGCGUUGUGUGUUAUGAGACCAACGUCUUGGGAUUCCGAGGGCCCCGGAAAAUGUCUGUGAUCGUUCCAGGAGUGGAUGGCCAGAACAAGAGAAUCAGAGUCCAGCCACAAAAUGAACGGGACUGCCUUAGGAGUCGGAUCCAACGGGGGGCCAACCAGGGGCUGGUCCUCCUGCAAAACAAAGCCCCAUCGUGGAGUUAUGACACUGGCGCCUACGUGCUCAAUUUUCACGGUCGAGUCACUCAGGCCUCGGUCAAGAACUUCCAGAUUGUGUAUCCGGAUAACCCCGACUACUUGGUGCUUCAGUUCGGCCGCGUGGCCCCAGACAUGUUCACCAUGGACUUCUGCUUCCCGCUUUGCCCACUUCAAGCCUUUGCUAUCUGCUUGUCCAGUUUUGAUGGGAAACUGGCGUGUGAGUAAUCCAAUAAAGUAUAACCUCUCCACAGC